Messenger RNA from Stegastes partitus (bicolor damselfish), 1748 nucleotides. It is a transcript of the gene znf277, whose product is annotated as zinc finger protein 277. Lineage: Eukaryota; Metazoa; Chordata; Actinopteri; Pomacentridae. Bases 23 to 1339 code for a protein of 438 amino acids. The transcript has 12 exons. The record is from RefSeq and is a predicted model, not a curated record.
UCAUUAUCACGUGACAUCCAACAUGGCCGUCAGCGACCGAAGCAGAGAUGGUCAGGACACCAUACUGGAGCCACUGUGCUUUCCAGAGCAGACAGUCAACAGCUCCAGCACCCCCAGUCAGCAGUGUCCUCGUAGUGACCUGCUGGUGUGUCUGUUCUGUUCUGAAUCCACCCCUUUGCUGCAGAAAGAUGUUCUUCUCAAACACCUGCUGAUGGAGCACAAGCUGGUCAUUGCCGAUGUCAAACUCAUUGCAGAUCUCCCAAAGUACAUGUUGUACUGGAAGGGCAGAUUCCUGGAGCAACCGGUCACAGAUUUCUGCAGCGUGAUCAAAACCAACUCCACUGGUCCAGUUGAGAAACAAGAGGACUACUUUUUGCUAUGUGACGUCCUUCCAGAAGAUCGAAUCCUCAGAGAGAGACUCCAGCAGAAACGACUGGAAGAAGUGCUGGAGCAGCAACAGAAAGAGAGAGAUGACAGCAACUUCCAUCGUCUCUGCAUGUUCUGCAGUGAAGAGUUCACUGGGAACAGGUCGUCCCUGCUGAACCACAUGGCCAGAGAACAUUCCUUCAGCAUUGGACUGCCAGACAACAUUGUCUACUGCAACGAGUUCCUGGACACACUGCAGCGUAAAUUGGACAAUCUGCAGUGUUUGUACUGUGAGAAAACAUUUCGAGAUAAAACCACGCUAAAGGAUCACAUGAGGAAAAAAACUCACCGUCGCAUCAGCGCCAACAACCGAGAAUAUGACCGCUUCUAUGUCAUCAACUAUCUGGAACUGGGGAAAAACUGGGAGGAGGUACAGAGUGAAGAUGACCGUGAGCUGGUAGAUGAUGAGAAUGAUGAUUGGUCGGACUGGCAGGCUCAUCCAGUGUCUGCUGUGUGUCUGUUCUGUGAUCACCAGUCAGAGACGAUGGACCAGAUCUACACCCACAUGAAGGAGGCCCAUCGCUUUGAUCUUCAUAACCUGAAGACAGAACUCAACCUCAAGUUCUACCAGCAGGUGAAACUGGUGAACUUCAUUCGGCGGCAGAUCCACCAAAGCCGCUGCUACAGCUGCCAGGAGAACUUCGACUCCAGAGCUGACGUCCUUCAUCACAUCAUGACUGAAGGUCAUGUGAUGAAACUGCCAGAGAUGCCUGUCUGGGACCAGCCUCAGUAUUACUUCCCCACAUAUGAAAACGACGCUCUCCUGUGCACACUGUCUGACAACGAUGAAGAUGAAAGUGACGAGACAAAUCACAGUGAGGACAUCCCGGUCAUUGCAGAGGACAUCUCCAACCUCAGAGUACUGAAACAGACCAGUGUGCUCAACCAGCUGCUGAAGAACAGUGGACGCUAGGAUGAUGGACUGAUUUUAUUAUCUUCCUUUCGUCAGACUGAAUGUUUACUUGGACACAAGGAGAAAAUAUUCUUCAGAAGAGAAUAUAAUACUUGACUGUACUCUGUGGACAAGAAAAAUUUCACACAGCCAUAAUACACACUUUUAAAGUCAUCAGAAGCCAGAUAUACGUUUGGCUGCAGUUUAGAUACUAAACUUAUACAUGCAACUUACUUCCAUUCAAGCACAUAAAAGGAGCUUAAACAUCUGUUUUUCUUCAAUACUGACUUUAUUAUUUCAAUUAAAACUCAUUUACUUUUGUAAAUUCUGUAACCAAGUGAAAGAGUUGCAACACUUCAAACCAAAGAUAACUGAAAACAGAAAGCAUCUUCCAACUAUCAAAGUUCAAAUAAAUGUGUCUGAACCCUGA